Molecule: messenger RNA, 5370 nt
Organism: Fusarium verticillioides 7600
Lineage: Eukaryota; Fungi; Ascomycota; Sordariomycetes; Hypocreales; Nectriaceae
Exons: 2
Coding region: 3530-3880 (116 amino acids)
Source: RefSeq, a predicted model, not a curated record
UGAGAGGCUGUGCCCAUCCGAGAGGCCGUAGGCUUCUCAAGAGUACGGAGUACGUAUGCCGCAAAGCCUCGGGUCCCACUUGGAGUGUUGGAGUGCCGUGGAAUAAUGGGCCAGCACUGACAUCAAGGUCGUUAGCUUAUUAGCACGGGCUCUUGACCCCUGUUCUUUUCGAGGUAGUACCGGAACGAGACAGGAGAGGUGACCAUUAAACGGUUUGGUGGUACGACGUGAUGUCAUUCGUCCCAAUAAUGGUGUUCUACUGUAUAUCCAUAAGGCUUAUUGAUUCUCUAUAUAAAUUACUCGAGACGAUAAAAGCCUUUGCUUUCAACCUGCUUAAUCUCCACGACCGUGUCGUUUCGCACGUGUAUUCCCGCUGUGUCAAAUUCCGGGCCAGAACCAGACUGUUCACUCGAGAUCAUAGUAUGCACUCCUUCGUUCCGUUGCGAGUCACCAGAGUGAUAAUGCAGUCCGUUCUCAACAUCGGCCAAUUGAUGCGUUGAGCUUGUUUCAUCAGCGUCACGUUCCUUGUUUGUCCGAAUAAGUGUCGUGAGCUUGAUAGCAUUGCUCGGUCGGCUGAUAGGUUGGCUGCUUUUGCCAUAUGAGCUGAGGAAGCUGGAAGGGAGAAUAUGGACAAAGAUUGGACGAAGAAGAGGGAAGCAUGCUGUGACAGCUCAUUAACAUCUGAAUCGAACGGUUGACAGAGACUUCUACUGACCAGAGACAAUAGCGAUAUUGACUUCAACGGAGCCCAGAAUACAGAACAUGGCAUAGUCGUGGGGCAUCUGGGUUGUGUUAUCGGGGUAGUUAACAAGCACAAUGAGUACAAACAUUGAUGCAAUGCAUACGCUGUACUUGAGGUCAGUCGAAUACUUCGGGAUGAUAUGUAUGGGUGGGAGGUAUGAGAUCUUACAUGGUACCCAGAAGGAAUAGAGCACCGAUUGCCAGCUUUUGGCCCGUUUUAAGUCUUAGCCUGAAGACUUCAAUAAUAGGCAAGAUCAGGAUGAUGAUGUCCAUGAUAAAAUGGGUCGUGAUGGUUCCCAGGAAGAACUGGUCGCUGUUGAUGUUACAGACCUUGUCUGUAAUAGUGUAGUCCCAAAGGGACUGGACAGGGACGCAACGGAAUGUGAGCAUGAAGGUUCGGAGGAUAAUCCAGAUGACUACCAUAACAAGCAUGACCAUAAUCGGAAUGCGAAUGGAUGAAAUGCGAAACAAGCGCCAAUACAGACAUAAAAUCGCGAGCUUGGAACAAGCGAUUGAUGACGCGUAGCAGAGGGAGUUGAAGUAGGUCAAAAAUCGUGCUCGCUGUAGAAUUGUCUCACGUUCAUCGGUCGGCAUUGAGUCGGGAAUAUUCACUCCGAGAUAUGCAUGCAACGUCCCUGUUAUGGCUGUAAGUCUUCUGUCCAUAAACAAAACGGGAUUGUCACUGACAUUCAACCAUGAUGCCACAAUACCCCGUCGCGAAGAGAAACGCCAGGAUGGUGAAGUAAUCAUCAAACCACCAGCUCAUCUUAGUCAUGCGCCGAGCGCAGACGCGAAGGAUGAGGGACGUCAAGGCCGCGAUCCAUGGGAUCGCAACACCAGCCCAAAUAUUAGGUUGGAGUCCAGCCAUGGUGUGAGCACGCGCUGUUGCAGCGCCUAUUCAUAGAGAUUGAGCAAAAUAAUGGGAAAUAACAGUCGAAAAGUUUUGGUACCCCAAGAAUGGGGGCGACGCAGGAGGCGAUCUGCAUUUUGAAUGGCGGCCGAUGACGAGAGCUGAACCUGUCUGCAGAACAACUGACUCGCUCGAGCCAGCCACGAAUCCCAUGAUAUAGCUUUCCCCGGAUACAACCAUGCCGAAAGAAGCGCGCUCUAUCGUAAUCCCGUCUUAGCUCCAAUAGAUAAGCCGAACGUUGCAGAUUACUCGCUAAUUUUGAGUUUACGCUUGUUGGGGUAGUGGCCUUGCUACUGGCUGCAGCAUUUUGUUGGUUGCAAGCCUUGUUUGAGAGUCCUGACGGUUAUCUUUUCGACAAAUCAUCUGGAAAAGAAGCAAUCCUUCCUUGGGCUUGAACUGAUAAAGAGCUGAAGCAAGCUUAGGCCGUCUAAUUUCCCCUUUUGCCAACAAGGGGCUUCUUACAUCGGUAUGCGGUCUUGACUCGCUGUCAAGCCACAGCUGAGUCUGCUCUUAAUUCCGCUCCUGAGUCUUGGCAUUUAUCAUGGAUUUUGCAGAGACGAACCAUUCCCGAAAUGCAGAAUUUACUCAGUGCCAGCAUCACUAGCAUCCUUUCUGACAUUUUGCUUCGCUUAAAUCUCCCAAGAUCAAUCCCUUGCGCAUUGACCUCGAAUCAUGAGACUGGGGGCGACGCUUGUACCUUUUCAAUGCGCCUUAUCAUCUGGACUUCAAAGAUCCCUGCUGUUGAGCAUCUUACCGAUGUAACCGAGGGUUUGGCACGGGAUGCUUAUCGGUGUUUCCUUUCUCAUGCAGAACUCCACACAGGCUGGCUGAACAAAGCAAAUCUUGAGACAUGGUCGCAAGGUCACUCAAGGCUGAUUCAUGGCCAGAUAAGUCUCAAUUUUCGGUAACACCAGCCGAGCACCUGGUACGGCGUAGUCUCCGCGUACCUUGAAGCCAUGUGAGGACUGGGACAACACUGUCGCAGCUUCUGCGAGCUUUGAAACAGCCACUCAAUGCCACAGCUAACCCGCUGCGGCGAUGCGGACUACGCCAUUUUCAGGGCCAAGAACCUGAUCUAUAUAAGGGAGAAUUUGGUCUCAUCCUAAGCAUAAGGUAAGCGGACUACCAGGCUCAGAGAAACGCCGAUGUGUGGGUAUCCUUGGUCCGGUAUCCGUUUCCAUUGUGGGGGAAGGGCCGCACUUCGUGGUCCGCUUCAGCCCGUGCCAAUACCACAUAAAAGGAUGUACCAGUGUAAUAUGGUGACUUGAAAUCUUGAAACAGUACCCUUGUUCUCCUAUCGAUCAACCGAAGUAGCUCGAAUAUUAGAUCUUGACAGGCUUUACAAUGGCUGCAAGCACGUUCAACCCAGCACUUUCACUCCUCAAUCACCACGGCGCUGUGGUAACAGAAACAAACAAACUUUUAUGGAAAAUACACUCUUGUCUUUUUCGGCUUUACCAACUGCAAAGUUGUAUGCCUUGGAACGAUUGAGCGCUUACAGUCUGUCUUAGACGAUAUUGAACCCGAGACUUCAAAGCGAAUUAAUUUAGUCUACAUCUCAGUCGAUCAGAUCGUGACACUCCGAGCAAACUAUACGACUUUCUCGAUGAAAAGGGAGCGUCGAACUUUAUCGGCUUAAAUGGUACCAAGGAGCAGCUCGAGUCUGUUCGACAAGCCUUCCAUGUCUUUGCACAGCACAAGACAGACAAUAGCGUACCGGAAGGCUACACUAUAUCCCAUACUGCCAUAACCUUCAUUCUUGGGCCAGAUGGCCAAGUUCUUGAUAACCUCAACGACAGUCUCAGUAAAGAGGAAGUCGUCAAGAGACUUCAGAAACUAUUAAACCAGGAGUCAACAACGGCCGAGUCUCAUGGCAAGAUGAGUAAGAAGCAAGUCGCCAGUAUAAGACAAAUUGGCAAUCUGGCUCGCCAAUUGACAGGGGAUUGGUCCAAUAUGAUGGGUCGAUGGGAUCUUAACGACGGUUUCGGUGCCUACCGCUUCCAGCUUGCAUAUUCUUUCUAUGCACUUGCGUUGGCACACUUUCAUCGUUUGCCAGCCGCCCCAGGUUUACUCAAAUUUGCCAUGGAAAAAAUGAUUAACAAAACUGUUGGUAUUACUGGCGCGAUGCGAGCACGGGUGGAGGAAUUGCGCGAACCCCAAGGACCGAGGGUUGGGUUGAUCCCGUCACGAAAGGUAACAUCAUGGACAGCGCUUACGUUCAAACAAUGAAUUUGUUAUACAAUAGUCUCUUUGACGAUGCUAGAUACCGAAAGCCGGGAACCCUUACCAUGAGGUACGAUCUAGUUCUGUGGGGUGACGGUGCUUUUACAUUCGAAUACGAUAAAAACAGCUUAAACGAUAAAGUGUAUUGGAACAUGGUGGAGAGUGGAUUCCUAGGCGCUGCCUGUGAGCCUCAUUGUGUUUUCCAAAUCUGCAACUAGCCACCGAUCUUGAGCUUUCGUCUAAGUGACGUCUUGAAUGGAACCACCACCGCUCAAGAAGUGACUUCUGGAUAUGCGAAAGCAUGGGAAGAGUUUGGCGGAAGCCCAAGUCAAAAUGGCGGUUACAAUACCUUCGUGUCUACUCACAACAAGGCGUUAUAUCCAAGCACUGGUAUCGGUGGCGACUGUUGGGCUUCUCUGCUCAUGCACGCCUGGAGACCCCGAUUUGUCGAGGACAAUUACCAGAAAAAGCGAGAUGAGAUGAUAGAAAGGUUGAACGACGGCACAAUCUCGUUGAAAUUGCCAGAAAUGACUAGCAGUGCGUCAGCGGCUCCCCCAGAUCCAUUUUCAGCCGAUGCGUUUGGCUGGGUGGCUGCCUUCGCCGCGCAAACAGGUGACGAGGAGUCGCAUAUGCGGACAAACACUUCAACCCUGUGAUAAUGAAUGGGGGUCUAUUGUAUCCACGCAGGGAUGACAUCCUUGAUGAAAGUGGGCAUUAUGUUCAGAACACACCCAUUCAAGGUAAUACCAUCCUCCUACUUGCGCGACUUAAGAUCUCCAAGGGUUUUCAGCGAUUAUAUAAAAACCCAUGGGGCCCCAACGACCGACACUACUCCGAGCCCGCGCUAGACGAGGUUGGGCAGACUCUGGAUGUUUACCGGGCAGUAUUUUUACCGAAAGAAAACAUUUAGUGUUUGAUAUUGCUGUAUUUGAACUUGGCGCUAAUGGGAAGGUGGAGUUGGCACGGGUUUUUAACCGGGCACAUUGGACUCUCUACUGCGAUACUCGAAAGGUUGCUUGGGGUGAUAGCGAACGGCUCCUUGGCUCAGAGUCAUUUGUAGAGGCCAAAAGCAACAACAGAAAUUUAGUCAUCCUGAUUUCAGAUACUGAGGUUAUCAUUUUUCAGAUGCAGUGAUUUGCUUGGUAGAAAAACAUUGUUGGUUUUAACCAUAUCAUGACGCAAUACUAGAGGUAUUCAAAAAAUAUCUAACUAUCUUGUGAGCUCAUGAUUGAGAAGUCUCGUGGUGGGAUAUGGUUGUAUGGGCUACUGGUAUUAUCAGUGUUACAGUUCCUAUUAGCACUAGGACGUAUAUGUCUAUGUUAUCUCUUUCAGGCCCUUUGAAAGACAAUUAGAUUGCUUCGACUGUACUUGUCAAUCAGGAUGACAGGUAUUGAGUACCCUGUAGUGGGGCGAAAUAUAGAAACCGGUUUGCCGAAUCGGCACCGACUGGGGAUAACCUCAUAACGCCAGACGGGGUUAAUUGCACAUAUCGCCGA